AUGCCCCCACGUCUCCCGCGGGGACCUCCCUCAGCGGGCACCUUCCGCAGCACCAGGAUCCCCCUCGGCCCCGGCAUCCCGCACUACCCCCGCCGCACGGCCRCGGGUCCCGCCGCAGUCCCCUCCACGGCCACAACGCCCCGGGCCCACCCCGCGACUCCCCCGGCCCUGGGUCCCUCCGCACCCGCCCCACAGCCCUGCCAGCGGACACUCCACGGGGACCCCGCACCCACGGACUUCCCCGCUCGCCCCCGGCCCGGCCCUGCGGGGCCACCACGGGCCUCGCGCAGCGGGCCCGGCCCCCGUGUCCCCCUCCCGCCGUUCCUCUCCCCCCGUUCCCGGUACCUGCGGCGGCGGCUCCGCUGCCGGGGGGUCGCGGGGGGAGGGUGGGGGGCUCGGGGCUCGUCACUUCCGCUUCCGGCGGCGGGGGGACAGCGCCGCCUCCCGCGCCGGCCCCGCACGGGAGCAUCGGGACCCCCGGGAACACCGGCAACACCGGGACCCGCGAGACCAUCGGGAGCAUCGGGACCACCAGGACCAUCGGGACCGCCGGGGCUACCGGGAGCAUCGGGAACACCGGGACCCUCGGGACCCUCAGGACCACCGGGACAAUCGGGGCCAUCGGGACCACCGGGACCCUCGAGACCACCGGGAUCAUCGGGACCAUCGGGACCACCGGGGCCAUUGGGACCCUCAGGGCCAUCGGGACCAUCAGGACCCGCGGCACCGGCGCCACCGGGGCCUCCGAACCUCCCCGGCACGCACCACCGGAUCCCCCCGAGUGUUCUCCAGGCCUUGCCGGCGGCGGGGAGCUCGAUCCGGCCCCGAGUGGCAGCGGGAACUGGGCGGAAUGAAGGACACCCCCCCGGUCAUACUCCCGAGGCCGUGACCCCGACGCUGCCUGUCCUGGACCAGCGGUGCGGGACCCUCGGUGCUAUGCGUGCCACGGACCAAUUCAGCCCAGUUGAGUCCCCURUUCCCCCUACCAGAAUCCCCCAAGGCGCCGGCACCGCCGAUUCCAUCCUGCUGCCCCCGCCCRGGCACCGGGACAGGGUCGGGGGCAGCACUAGGACCCCCUGCGGCUGCUGUGCCCCCGGAGGCCCCUGAACCCUCGAGGRAGGGUCUCGAGGUUCCCAGCUCUUACCAACCCCGCUGAAUCCUASGGGGACCGGAGGGUCCACCUGGGAGCAGCAGAGGGUGUAUGGGGCUCCUGUGCCCAGUAUGGACCAGUGUGAUCCUKUACAGAAUCACAGUCAUUUCGU
This is a messenger RNA of Malurus melanocephalus (red-backed fairy wren), 1262 nucleotides long. Its product is annotated as collagen alpha-1(I) chain-like. Bases 1 to 1107 code for a protein of 368 amino acids. The record is from RefSeq and is a predicted model, not a curated record. The transcript is spliced from 2 exons. Lineage: Eukaryota; Metazoa; Chordata; Aves; Passeriformes; Maluridae.